AUGGACUCUCAGGCCUUUGACAUAGAGGAGUCGACUGGCUCAACCAUGUUGGACCAGUUGGACUCACAUUCCCAGUCAAAUCGCAACUCCGUAUCCAGCUUCACCAGCACCCCCGGUCGAUCGCUCAGUACCAACAAGAAAAACAUGACUCCGAUACCCGCGAACCUCCUGCCUUCAGCACCAGCUUCUCCACCGACACCUGCGCCGAGUCCCACCCCACACCAACGUCCGCCAGAAUGGCACUCGGCCGAUGAAGAGGAGAAUACAUUCUUGUUAAAUCACUUUAGCACCCUAUCAAAUACUCGGAAGCAAAAACUCCUCGAAGGUCUUUUGAAUUUAUGCGACAGCCAACAACUGAGCUUUGUUUCCAGCUACGUCGGUCCUCGCUUGCGAAAAGAUCCGUUUGUGGUAUUUCCAAAUGAAAUCUGUUUGAGAGUCCUCUCAUUUAUCGAUGACCCGAAGACCCUUGCAAGAUCAUCGCAAGUAUCAAUACGAUGGCGGGAACUAUUAAACGACGAUAUCACAUGGAAAAACCUUUGCGAGAAGCAUGCCUACUCAGUAAGGCGGAUUCAAGAGGAUGACUGUAUGGAACCGGCCACCCCUCGGUCCGUCAACUCGAACUUGGAAACUCAUUCGUUGAACGACCUACAAUUACGGUCGGACUCUUAUGAACGAGCUGUAGAGAGUGAACCGGAAGGGGACUUGCUGCGUUCCACUAGAUUCUCCCAAAGAGACCAGACGACACAGGGAGAUCGAAUCUCAUACAAAUUCCAGUUCAUACGGAAAUACAUGGUUGAGUCUGCUUGGAACAAAGGUGGUCGGUGCACACAACGCCAUAUCACACCUGACCAAGGUGUUGUGACCAGUUUGCAUCUGACUUCGAAAUACAUUGUUGUUGCGCUGGAUAACGCAAAGAUCCAUGUGUAUGACACCAACGGCGAUAACCAGAAAACACUCCAGGGCCACGUGAUGGGGGUCUGGGCCAUGGUUCCGUGGGACGAUAUUCUGGUCAGCGGAGGAUGCGAUAGGGAUGUGCGAGUAUGGAACAUGGCUACUGGGGCUGGAAUUCACUUACUUCGAGGUCACACAUCAACUGUCCGAUGCUUGAAAAUGUCUGAUCGGCACACUGCUAUUUCCGGAUCCAGAGACACCACACUUCGCAUUUGGGAUUUAACAACCGGAACCUGUCGGAAUGUUCUGGUCGGGCAUCAAGCUAGUGUCAGGUGUCUUGCGAUUCAUGGUGAUAUUGUAGUUUCCGGUAGCUAUGAUACCACAGCGCGGAUAUGGAGUAUCUCCCAAGGCCGUUGUCUACGCACACUAAGCGGUCAUUUCAGCCAGAUUUACGCGAUUACCUUUGAUGGACGCCGGAUCGCAACGGGAAGCUUGGAUACUAGUGUUCGCAUCUGGGACCCGCAAUCUGGACAGUGCCAAGCCAUUCUCCAGGGGCAUACAUCUUUGGUGGGCCAGCUGCAGAUGCGCGGUGAUACGCUCGUAACGGGUGGCUCUGAUGGCUCCGUCCGUGUCUGGUCAUUAACGAAGAUGGCCCCUAUCCACCGACUAGCUGCUCAUGACAACAGCGUGACCAGUCUUCAAUUUGAUAAUUCUCGCAUCGUUAGCGGCGGCAGUGAUGGCCGCGUCAAAGUGUGGAGCUUGCAGACUGGCCAGUUACUGCGAGAACUCUCGACUCCCGCGGAAGCAGUUUGGAGAGUCGCAUUUGAAGAAGAGAAGGCAGUGAUCAUGGCGAGUCGGUCUGGUCGGACAGUGAUGGAGGUUUGGUCAUUUGCGCCACCGCCAGAAACAUCCGAUGACAGUGUGCUCAUCGAGAGCACAUCUAGCAUACCAGGACUCAGCUCCAGAGAUGAUUUAGACUUGACCGUUAACUGCCGACGCCGAACCCGAACCCAUUUCUCCGAUCCACCCCCGACCAUCUUAGGCAGUGAUGCCGACCAAGCCAUGCCCGACGCACCAUCUUGA
Penicillium verhagenii is the source of this 1974-nucleotide messenger RNA. RefSeq names its product F-box/WD repeat-containing protein. The record is from RefSeq and is a predicted model, not a curated record. Bases 1 to 1974 code for a protein of 657 amino acids. Gene Ontology annotation, molecular function: protein binding. The transcript has 4 exons. NCBI's taxonomy places the organism in Eukaryota, Fungi, Ascomycota, Eurotiomycetes, Eurotiales, Aspergillaceae.